Trypanosoma cruzi is the source of this 1134-nucleotide messenger RNA. RefSeq lists its product as uncharacterized. The transcript has a single exon. The coding region runs from base 1 to 1134 and encodes 377 amino acids. The record is from RefSeq and is a predicted model, not a curated record. NCBI's taxonomy places the organism in Eukaryota, Euglenozoa, Kinetoplastea, Trypanosomatida, Trypanosomatidae.
AUGCUGAAGUCAUUUCAGGACACGUAUAUUGAAUACUUGAAGAGCACUCUGCACGAAAUAGAAGUGGAUGUGAGCAUCGUUGGGGAAACACUGGCCUCACUCGGGCUUGAUGAGAGGAGCAUCAGUGACAUAUUGGGUGGCAGCCUUCAUGCGUGUGCGACAGGUGCCUCGUCCGUUUCUUCCGUUUCCUCUGACCGGGACUGGGACCGAAGGUUGAGAAAGGGACCGGAGGAGUGUUCCACAAUUUCUUCCACAAGCAAGAAGUCGCUUCUCACGCCGCAGCGAGAGGGCAUGUUGCGAGUGGAUAUCGGCAAAUUCGAUCGAGAACAGAUGGGGGGUGCCGCUCUUCCCGCAUCAUCAUCGUCAUCGUUGAGUGUAAUCGAAAGCCCGCGGGCAGGUCGAGGGAACUUUUUGCAUCGUGGACACGACGCGAGUUGUAACGUGGAGGAAGAGGACGAGGAAGCGCUGACUUCACCCGCAACGGCUUGGGACGAUCCUAUCGUAACGCCUGACCGCCGUGACUCCUACAAGGAACACUUAGAGGCCCUGGAAAAACUUCUCGGUGUUGUUUGGCGUCCUGUUGCUGGCGGAGGAGACGACAGUGUGCCUUUGGAGGUCCGUAGCUUCCUCUGCCGUGAGCGUGUACAAAAUUUGCUCCUCAGCCAAUUCAAGGCAAGAGGGAUUGCUCUGCCAGCGUCACCGCCAAAGCGAAAUACUCCGCAUCAGAGGUUUAAAGUGAGACAUGAAGAGAAAAAACAACCUGAGGGCAGUAGGAACAACUCCAGAAGGGGACGCGUUAAACACUCGCAGUGCAUUCGUCACUUUGGGAGUCUUCUGGAGACUAAGAAAAGCCCCCAAGUUGGCUUUCGAUGGCAGUGUGAAUUCUGUGCGAGACUGGAUGACAAACCCAUCUUGCCUUCUGUGUCGGACCAUCCGCGGCAGCCACAAGUGACACCCGCCGCCAUGGGGAAUGCGUGUGGUGUGAAGAUGAGGCCCCAAGCAGUGAACACAGUGGGCAGUGGGCGGAUCUGCACAAAGUUGCUCGCGACGACACUUUUGUAUCGCGAGGAUCGUGUCAAAAAAGCGCUGGCUUACCGCGAUGGGUGGAACGCUUCUGGCUGUGCUGAAAGAUAA